Molecule: messenger RNA, 1662 nt
Organism: Verticillium alfalfae VaMs.102
Lineage: Eukaryota; Fungi; Ascomycota; Sordariomycetes; Glomerellales; Plectosphaerellaceae
Exons: 1
Coding region: 1-1662 (553 amino acids)
Molecular function (GO): protein binding
Source: RefSeq, a predicted model, not a curated record
AUGAAGACACCGGGACGCCUGGAUCCCUUCCUCGGGCUUUUGAACUGGCUCAUCGCCAAAACACCAGCCGAGGUCAACGCGGCUGGCAGCCCUUCGGUUGACUCUGCUGUUUUCGACCAGCACCUCUUAGAAGACUUGCUAGGGUGCUGGAAGGGACUGUCUCUUUCGAGGCAUGCCUAUAAGGCUCGCGGCCUUGACACACGACGCCCAACACCACGAAACCCACGGAACAUAAGCGACCCGCUCUACAAUUGCCACGUCGAGUUCCCGUUGCUCGUCUCUCUAGAUCCCAAAAAGCUGGUGGUGGUUCUCGCCACCACUUUUGUCCUACUGUCGGACCCCAGGGUGCAAUCCGCCACGUCUACAGAGGCUCUUGAGGCGGUGAAGAAGGAAUUGAAAGUUUUUGUCCAGCCUUUCGACGCGGCCAAGCUCGAGUCGCAUUUCACGGCGGACCCGGCGUUAUGGGACUACGUCGCACCACGCAUUGACUGGGCGCCAUUGCAAGCGCGCAUUCAGAGCAAACCAAAGCAGCCAAUUGAGUUUCACUCGCCGACCAAGACGGCGCAUGCCAACGUCAAGGUUCCAACCAAACGCAUCUCGUAUUCGGCCUGGCACAAGCGCUUAAGUACACUUUUCAAACUCAACGAUGCCAACGGAUUGCGAGAGGCAUGGGAGGAACUAACAAAUCCUGUCAACGAUACUGACAGGGCCGACAAACUGAGGCAGUGCCCCGAGUUAUUCGACUACGUGCUCAACCAGUGCUGCAGCAAACACGGGUCCGGUGGAGACAAGUUUUGGGAGUCAUUUACGAACCAGACAAUGGAGUACAUGAACACCAUUGGUUUAGUGCCGACCAUCAGGACAUAUACCUCUAUGAUGGAAGGUUGGAAGAUUGCCAAGAGGCUUCGAUCAGUCCAACUAUUGUGGAACCAGGUCGUUGAGUCUGGCAUGGAGCUCGAUCACCACAUUUGGUCGAGCAGGAUCUCUGCUAACGGCGCUCUGGGCAAUCCCAACGCUGGCAUGAAGGUGUUGACAGAGAUGCAAGCUAUCUGGGAGGAGGCGGUGGCCAACGGUACUCAACACAAGGCUGUGAAGCCAGACAUUAGCAGCGUCAAUGCUGCCAUCUCAGGUUUCCUUCGAAAUGACCGUAUGAGCUCUGUCCAGGACGUUCUCGCCUGGGCCAAUAGUCAGAGGAUUGAGCCCGACAUAUUCACCUACAACAAGCUUCUCGGCUACAUGCUCAAGAAGGGUCGCAUGGAGGAGGCUGACAACAUUCUCUCGAGCAUGAAGAACUCGGGCAUCAACCCGGACAGCGCUACCUUUACAAUCAUUCUCGAGACCGCGCUCGCAGAGAUGUCUAUGCAGGAUCCUGAUGCCCAGCGCGUCACUGUUCGACGCGUCUUCGCCGAGAUGGCCACUUGCGGUCUCGAACCGAACCAGCAGACGUACGCCAAGAUGCUACACCUUCUUGUCCGUUCUGGCGACGGCGCCAAGGUCCCCAUCGAAGCCGUUUUGUCGCAUCUCCGUGCCUCGGGCCUGCAGCCAUCGCCGCAGAUUUGUACCAUCCUCUUCGAGUACUACUUCUCCCGCCGGCCCCGGCGACUGGGGACGCCCAUCCGCGGCCCUCAUUACAGAACCCCCGUUUGGGCACGCGCGUCCUGA